AUGGCUCGAGUGAAGCAAGAAUCGUAUGAGCAGGUUGGGAUUCCCAUCCUCAAAGAAGUCGUAUCCGCCAAGCCGAAGCUCAAGCGCGUGCUCGAUUUCCUAGUGUCGACGUCGCCCAAGGAGCAACCCGUUCGACCUCCGGUGGAUACUACUUUGCCGAGCGUCAGUAUCAUUGUUCCCGUGUAUAACGCAUCUCGUUGGUUAGAUGAGACUUUGAGCUCUAUAUGCGCUCAAACGUACCGAGGUCCAAUCGAGGUGAGCAUCUUCGACGACAGCAGUACGGAUGGGUCGCCAGACAUCAUCAAAAUCUGGCGCGAGGCGUUUACCCGAGUGGGCAUCGCCGUUGUGGUGAACGGAAGCAGGUGGCCAGAGAGCUCGAAGUUUGUCGCGGAAGACGCGCCCAACUUUGGUAUCGGGUUCUGUCGAAAUCGUUGCAUCGAGCAGAGUCACGGAGACAUUUUAGUCUUCCUGGACUCUGACGACGUCAUGAUGCCACAGCGACUCGAGCUACAAGUGCCACUCGCCGCGGAAAAUCGGACGGCCAUCGUUGGAGGGUGCUGGAAACGGUAUCCAAGCGGUUCAACGGAGCAUUACGAAGCCUGGGCGAACAUGAUGACGCAAAACGAGCUUCACCUCGAACAAUUCCGAGAGUGCACGGUACUCUUGCCGACGUGGUGCAUGGCGCGAACGGUCGCAGAAACCGUAGGCGGUUUUGUUGAGGCACCGCCUGGUUCGGGCGAGGCGGAAGAUUUAAUUUUCUUCCAACGGCACUUGGCGUUAAAUUACGAGCAGAACUUGAAAAAGGGCUUGCCAUCGCUUUUACGCGCCGGGGACUACCCGCAUAACCCGGUGCUGUUGUAUCGCUGGAGUCCACAGAGCGCAUCAGCACGGUGUAGUCGCCGUCGGCUGUUGCAGGUUCGCGCGCAAGCGUUCGAGGAACGCAUUCUUCCCAUGAAGUCGUGGGAGAAAUUCAUCGUGUGGGGCGCAGGGCGUGACGCGAAAAAUUUCAUGAAUGAAAUUUCGCCCGCCGCGAGAGCACGCGUAGAAGCGAUGAUUGACAUUGAUCCCAGAAAAACGGGACGUCAGUACACGAAUUCGCAAGCACCCGACCAAGCGCCAGUGCCUAUCGUGCACUUCUCAAAGGCGCCGAGAGGGCUUCCCGUCGUCGUGUGCGUGGCAAAGCGCCGCAAAGGUUCUGGCGAUAGCGGCGACUUGGAAUCAAACGUAGACACGCUCGGGCUCAUCGAGGGAACGACGCUGUGGUAUUUCAACUAG
Molecule: messenger RNA, 1275 nt
Organism: Ostreococcus lucimarinus CCE9901
Lineage: Eukaryota; Viridiplantae; Chlorophyta; Mamiellophyceae; Mamiellales; Bathycoccaceae
Exons: 1
Coding region: 1-1275 (424 amino acids)
Source: RefSeq, a predicted model, not a curated record